AUAUGCCUGUGAUACUAACUGAAUAAAACAUGCAGUUGACAAUGAUGUGUAGUGCCCAUAAUAUGUAAUCUCUUGCCAAAAAUCACUUGCACUAAUACUGGGCUACACUGAGUCCGCGACACAGUCGCGGCUGCUUCGCGCUGUAAACGCCAUCUUGUAUUAGGGAUCUUUGCGUAAGAGGUUGUACCUUGCGUUGCCUUUUCUCGUGGGGUUUUACUGCGGUCAUCGGGUAUGGGGAGGGUACAGAGAAGUGUUAUGUCCAAGAUGGGGCAAUAUGAGUAACGUAUUUCUUAUUUGUAUAUUUCUCUGAAUUGCAAAUUUCUUGUGUUGUUAAAGGACACUAUGUAGAAGUGUGGCAAAAUAGUGUCUGCUUUUUGCUGUGGUUUUGGCUGCCGUUUCUAAGGAUUUGGGUGAGAGACGCUUUAUGUUCAGUGAGGAUGCCUCUAGGAAGAACCUGUUAUGAAGUGAAGAUUCAUGGAUAUAGAUGGCAGGUUUUUCGAGACCUGUGUGUUUAGUCGAUGGGAAAGGAUGAAGCGUUUUUGGAUUAUUUACAGCACCUUUUAUCGGAGGGAAUGGAAUGCUGCCUCCUCUUGUUGUAAAAGUCAUUUCUCAACUUAAGGGAGAAGUUGCACUGUGAUUGUUGUGGCCAGCAGUUGGUUCCGUGGAACUUUUAUUUGUUGAAGGCCAUUCACUGUGCCUGGUAUGGAACAUAGAACCACCACUGUUUUUGGAUCUGCAUCUGAUUCUGAGAAGGGUUUAAUAAAAAGUCUUACAGUUGCAAGUAGCACGUUGAAUACUAUUGGAGAUAAGGAGUUGAACAGUGGCACAAAGGAGGAAGAGGAUGGUGUGGCUCAAAGACGAGAGAAGGAGUGUGGCAAACCUGAAUUUAACUGUGAUACAACUGAUGCUAGGUGUGAGCACAGUGCAGCAAAUGAUGAGCAUCAGUUUUCUGUCAAGGAGACUAAUUUUUCUGAAGGUAACUUGAAACUGAAAAUAGGGCUUCAGGCCAAAAGAACUAAGAAACCACCAAAGAGCCUUGAGAAUUUUGUUUGUAGGCCUGCCAUAAAAACAAUGAAGCAUUCAAGGAAAAUCCCAAGGAGUGGGAAGUUGGAUACUGAAAAAGAACACUUUCCUAAAAAUCAGGACACUGUGAGUCAGUACAAGAAACCAGAAGAAGCUCAGAAGCCAGAUUGUAGUCGUAAGGAGCCAGUCAUACAUCAUUGUUCAGUAGUAAAACACACAGGAAAAUACAUUUCACCAUUAAGCUCUGGAAAGGCAGAGUUCUUUACAUCUUCUGAUUCUGAAAGUGUACGAGAUGUUGAUGCAAAGGAAAGAGGAUUGCUGAAUGGUGCGAAAGUAACAGAAAAGUUGGCACAGCUUAUAGGAACUUGUCCACCUUCAAAGUCUUCCAAAAAUAAGGUUAAGAAACAUUUACUCAGCUCUGGAACUGGUGCAGUCUGUAGAGACUUAAACAUACAGAAAUCAGACCAAGUUAUUUCAGUCAUUGAGUAUGUGCCACAUGCUAACUUUUCAGAGCUUCAGAAAAUGAAUGUUGGAGUCCAUGAGAAGCUUGAACCGUUAAAAGACAGUGUACAUUGUAAAACAACUGAAAAUGAUGCAAGGCAAAAGAAAGACAGUGUUUUAGAAAAAUUUUCAGUAAGGAAAGAUGGUUCUGUUUUUGAUGGAAGCAAAACUGGUGAUAUCCUGUCUGUUCAGCAGGAUAAGCACUCACUUAGUGAAAAGGUUACCUGCGAUGCAUCUAAACAGCCUUCAUUAGUCUGCACUACUUCAGAAAGUGUUAGUGUAUUGGGUGCAUCUGUUGCAAUGACUGGAAGGUCUGUUUUUGGUACUUUACAGGAGGGGAAGCACCCUUCACCACUUCUUUCUUCAUCUGUUAGCAUGUUAAAGAGAAACACAAUUGUUGGCCCCCAGUGCACUCCAAGCCCAUUUCAUACAACUGCAGCAUGUGAACCAAUUGUGAAGGUUCUUGAAGUGACUAGCAAGAGCCAAGCUGUUUCUCUGAAUUCAGAUUUCAGUUUUGUUCAAAGUUCUGUCAGUCAUGCAACAAAUAGCGGUACUUCAGCUAUUGAAAACAAAGAUGGAAGCCCUUCUGAAGUACAGAUAAACACAGUACAGAGUAGUCCGUGUACAGCUGGGUCUCACAUAUCAGGAAAAAGUUUCACAACUUUGUCAAGUACUUGCAGUACAAGUGACACCACAGUAGUCAACUUUACCACUUUAAUAAACAAUAAACCUUUACUUACUUCUGAUACUGCUGUGUUCAUGUCACACAAGCAGCAGCAGGAGGAAAGUCUAGAUCUCAGUACUAACCACCAUUCAAAACCACUGAAAAAGAGAAAGGGGAGAAAACCAAGAUGGACUAAAUUAGUAACACACAGUACUUCUCAGGCUGUAAAAGAAACAGAGUCCACUGGGGGCCCUGAAUUGCCAGAACUUCAGUCUUUUAAUUCCCAUCCCCAUGUUAAUACUAGUAUAAAUGCGACCAUAAAGAAUGUUGACAAUUCUUCACAUGUAGAGAAUAACAUAGAAAAUUCUCCGUUGCCUGCAUUGAGCAUAUCUGAUGUAGUGCAACUUUCAUCAGAAAAAGACAAUGCCGAACAGCCUUCUGUGCCUCCUAACAUGCAUAAGUUGUGUGGUAAUUCAGACAAUAUAUUAGACUUGUGUAAACCUAAGAGAGGAAGGCCUAAAACCAAGGAGAUGCCUCGGUUAGUUGGACAUCCUAAAAGAGUUCUCAAAAUCCCAACAUCUAAAGUUUUUUCAGCCAUGUCUAAAGAUGAGCCAGAGCCUCCAGUGUUACAACCAGAAAUAGAUAUAUCCUCAAAAAAAUUAAUAGCAGAACUGCCUCUUCCAAAACGGAGAGGCAGACCUAAAGGUCAUGGCAAGUCAGUAGCGGCAACAAAACCUCCAACAUUGUCCAUGGCACCACUGUCUGUAACUGCUGAUAGCACGAGUAUGGUUCAGGUUGAAAGUGUGCAGCAAAAAAAUCUGGAUCCUUCUGAACAGAAAGAACAGACUGUAUGUGCAGACACUUCCCCAGGGUUAGGCAGCAGCGAUGCUGUUACAGAGGGCAACACUGAUGAAGCAUCAACUAGAAAGGGGAAUGGACAGUUAAUGAAAAACAUUAUUCGAAAAAUCAACAAAAUGAAGACAUUGAAAAGGAAAAAACUUCUAAACCAAAUUCUUUCUAGUACAACUGAAUCUAAAAACAAAGUCAGACAGCACUCUAAAAUUAGUGGUACUGUAUCUACUCUUGCUGCUACUUUCACUUCAAAGUUAGGUCAGCAAAUAAAUGUCAGCAAAAAAGGAACAAUUUAUAUUGGAAAAAGAAGAGGCAGAAAGCCUAAAGUUAUAGCUGACAGCAGUUUUAGUUCCAGUAGUGCUGUAGUAGCAAGUAGUACAGACAGGUCAGUGCAGCAUACACCCCUUAGCCAAGGUUUGCCUUCUUUGAUCCCCUCUGCAGUUAAUGUUCCUGAGGUCCUUCCAUCACCGGCUUGUUCUCAGUCAUCAGGGAUAAGUGGUGGUCAGAGCCCAGUUAGUAGUGAUGCAGGAUUUAUUGAACCCAGUCCAAUGCCGAAUUUACACAUUGGGUCUAAGCAGACCAGUACAGUUCAUACUCUGGCUUUGAAGAAGGCUGCUAAAAGUAGGAGACAGCUGUCUCCCCCAACUUUGCUGCCAAAUUCGCCAUCUCAUUUAAGUGAACUUGCAUCCCUAAAGGAGGCUACUCCUUCACCCAUUAGUGAGUCCCACAGUGAUGAAACAGUUCCCAGCGACAGUGGGAUUGGAACAGACAACAACAGUACGUCAGACAGAGCAGAGACGUUUUGUGGACAGAAAAAAAGAAGGCACACAUUUGAACACAUCAACCUUGUAGCUCAAGAACCCUCUCCUGUGUUGAGUAGCCUCUUAGAAAAACACAAACACAAAUGUAAACGUAGAACAUUUGACUAUUUAAGUUAUGAAAAAUUGAAAAGACAGAAACGAAAACGGAAGAAGAAAUACUUGCAGCUCAGAAGUAGACAGGACCCAGAUUUUCUUGCAGAGUUGGAAGAAUUGAUUAGUCGGUUAAGUGAAGUUAGAAUAACCCACAGAAGCCACCACUAUAUCCCAAGGGAUCUUCUGCCUACCAUUUUUAGAAUUAACUUCAGUAGCUUCUACACCCAUCCUAGUUUUCCUUUAGAUCCUUUGCACUACAUUCGAAAACCUGACCUUAAAAAGAAGCGUGGCAGGCCACCAAAAAUACGAGAGUCCAUGGCAGAAGUGCCUUUCAUGCACAGCCUAGGAUUCCCACUUCAGAGUACUGGAUUUUACCCAUCCUAUGGCAUGCCUUACUCACCUUCUCCACUUACAGCUACCCCGCUAGGACUUGGGUAUUAUGGAAGGUACCCACCUACUAUCUACCCUCCUCCUCCAUCACCCUCAUUUACCACUCCACUACCGCCACCUUCUUAUAUGCAUACUGGACAUCUACUCCUUAAUCCUGCCAAAUACCACAAGAAGAAACAUAAGCACCUAAGGCAGGAAGCUUUUUUAAGUACCAGCAGGACUCCACUUUUGUCUGUGGGUAGCUACCCUGGUGUGCCACCGGAAAUGGCCUAUGGCUGGAUGCUGGAACAUAAGCAUAGGCACAGGCACAAACACAGAGAGCAUCGGUCUUCAGACUCUCCACAGGUAUCUGUGGAUUCUGCUGGCAGUUCCUUAAGAACUAGUCUAGAAUCACUGAAGCGUUACAGGUUUGGUAAAGAUAUUGCUGGAGAAAGGCACAAACAUAAAGACAAGCACCGAUGCCAUAUAUCUUGUUCCCAUUUAUCUUCUUCAAAAGGAUUGUUGAGCAGAGAUGAACACUGGACAAGAAGAGACUCUUCCGAGUCAAGUACAUCCGGUUUAGGAAUGCAGACUCCACUGCAUAUAGACUGCUGCAGCAGUUCACCUGGAUUAUCCCUUGGAGGUUUUUCACCAAAUUCUGAGCCAGCAUGCGGUGAGGAGCACACCAAUCUGUUUACAAGUGCAAUAGGCAGCUGUAAAGCAACUAAAUCUACAAGCUUCUCCAGUCGACGGAAGUUGUCUGAUGGACCCUUUACUGCACAGGAAAAUUCUCUAAGCAGGUCUUUGAGAAGAGAGCGGCCAUCAUCUAGUGAAAGAGCCCAACACACAGUGCAAGGUACUUCAUCUGUACAAGAUAAACAAACUUCACAGAGGCAGACAGACAGUAUAAGCUAUAGUCCUGCAAGACGGAGAACCACAUCAGAGAGCUCUUUCUCCACAGGAACUGGAGUAACAACUCGUGGUACGAAGCUGGGUGGAACGGUGACUGAAACAGGAGAGAAUGCUGUAUACCGCAUGACACAGACUGAAGCUCAGGCAGCUAUAGAUAAAACAAUAGAAGCAGUGAUUGCAAAUGUCUCUCUCUCUACUGCUUCCCCCUCCGUUAGUCCUGGUAGGAGUCUGUGUAGGGACAAGUUACAGGGUAAACAAGAUGCUCAUUCAGUAAUGACCAUCUCAACAGAGACUUCCACAAAUAGUUCCCCUCCGUUGUCAAACAAAGUGGUUCAUUCUGACUCUUUUCUCUCAUGCCAGUGGAGUGUGAUAGAAGCUAUGCAACGACAGGCCAGGACAUUAUGCAGUUAUGACAAGAUUCUAGCAACAAAGAAAAAUUUAGAUCAUGUCAAUAAAAUACUGAAAGCCAAGAAGCUACAGAGGCAGUCACGUACUGGUAAUAAUUUUGUAAAGCGACGGCCAGGUAGGCCUCGGAAGCAUACUCUACAGUCUGGGCUUUCUUCACAGACUUUACAGGCUGUCCUGCAAAGUAGGCACCUUGGAAAAGAUUUGAACAGCUUUCACACUGGUGCCAAGUCAGAUACUGUUACUGAUGUGAUAGAGUCAGUUGUACAGAGUGCAAAUCCCAGUUUGGACCUUAAAAGGGGUAUCAAGAGAAGAAGAUGUCUUGAAGAGAAUCUAAUGAUGAGAUCAAAGAGUUCACUGGAUGAGAAUAAGAGCUGUUCAGAAACUACAGAAAACUGCCCUUCUCUUAAUGAGAAUUCUGUCAGGGUUUCAGAGGCUGAUGUGAUGCAAGCACCAUCUUAUGUGCAACGGGAGAAGAAAACCCCACGACCUCCAAAAAAGAAGUAUCAGAAGGCUGGAUUAUUCUCUGAUGUAUAUAAAACAGAAGAUCCAAGGAGUCGGCUGAUAAUGUUGAAGAAAGAAAAACUUGAGUAUACUCCGGGAGAGCACGAAUAUGGAUUGCUUCCUGCUCCUAUUCAUGUUGGGAAGUACUUGAGGCAGAAGCGAAUCGACUUUCAGCUUCCAUAUGAUAUCCUGUGGCAGUGGAAACAUGAUCAGUUGUAUAAAAAACCUGAUGUUCCACUUUAUAAGAAGAUCAGAUCAAAUGUGUAUGUAGACGUAAAACCUUUCUCUGGGUAUGAAGCAACCACUUGCAACUGUAAAAAACCAGAAGACAGCAAAGAGAAAGGAUGUGUAGAGGAUUGUCUAAACCGAAUGAUCUUUGCAGAGUGCUCCCCAAACACAUGCCCCUGUGGUGAGUAUUGCUAUAAUCAGAGAAUUCAGAGACAUGAAUGGGUACAGUGCCUGGAGAGAUUCCGAGCGGAAGGAAAAGGAUGGGGUAUCCGCACUAAGGAAACGCUGAAAGCAGGGCAGUUCAUCAUUGAAUAUCUGGGAGAAGUUGUCAGUGAACAAGAAUUCAGGAAUCGAAUGAUAGAACAGUACCACAACCACAGUGAUCAUUACUGCUUGAAUUUGGACAGUGGAAUGGUGAUCGACAGCUAUCGCAUGGGAAACGAAGCCAGAUUCAUUAACCAUAGCUGCAACCCAAACUGUGAAAUGCAAAAGUGGUCUGUAAAUGGUGUUUAUCGAAUAGGACUGUAUGCUCUUAAGGACAUACCUGCAGGAACAGAGCUUACCUAUGAUUACAACUUCCACUCGUUCAAUACAGAGAAACAGCAAAUCUGCAAGUGCGGUUCAGAAAAAUGUCGUGGCAUAAUUGGUGGAAAAAGUCAGCGGGUUAAUGGAUUGCCAAAUAAAAGCAACCAGCCAUCUAAUGCACUCAGGAGGCCAGGUAGAUCAAAGGAGAAAAGAAAGUCAAAACACCGAUUAAAGAAACGAAGAGGAUACAUGCCAGAGGAGUCACAAGAGAGUCUGAACACACCAACCCGACUUAUCCCUCAUCUACAGAUGAAACCCAUGUCUAAUAGGGAAAGGAAUUUUGUCCUGAAACAUCACGUGUUUCUCGUAAGGAACUGGGAGAAGAUACGUCAGAAACAGGAAGAAGCAAAGCAUGCUAAGGACAACAUAUCCUUGCCAUCUUAUCGAUGGAAUGGUAUUUGCAAAGAAGAUGUUACCAUCAAAUCUGAUUUUCAGCACAGUCUCUUGGGGAUCCCAACUCAUGAACAAGAUGUUUUCAUGACACAGUUUGCAGCAUUACAGACUUCACGGUCUGUCAAGACAAGACGAUUAGCAGCAGCAGAGGAGAAUGUUGAAGUGGCACGGGCUGCCCGUCUUGCACAAAUCUUCAAGGAGAUCUGUGACACAAUAAUUUCAUUAAAAGAUUCAUCAAACCACGCAUUAUCAAUUCCUCUUCUUAGUCUCCCUCCCAGAAAGAAGAAUCCUGAAUACUAUGAAAAGAUUACAGACCCACUUGAUUUAAUUACCAUUGAGAAACAGAUUCUGAUUGGUCACUAUAAAACCGUAGAAGCCUUUGACACAGAUAUGCUGAAAGUCUUCAGAAAUGCUGAGAAAUUUUAUGGUAGAAAAUCUCCAAUUGGUCGUGAUGUUUGCCGGUUAAGAAAAGCAUAUUAUAAUGCCCGUCAUGAAUCCUCUGCACAGAUUGAUGAAAUUGUUGGAGAAAUGGCUAGUGAGGCUGAUAGCAGUGAAACUUCUGUUUGUGAGAAAGAACAUGGACAUGAUAAGGAUGAUGAUGUUAUCCGCUGUAUCUGUGGCCUAUACAAGGAUGAAGGACUCAUGAUUCAGUGUGAAAAGUGUAUGGUUUGGCAACAUUGUGAUUGUAUGGGAGUAAAUUCUGAUGUGGAGCAUUAUUUGUGUGAACAGUGUGAUGUGCGGCCAGUGGAUAAGGAAGUUCCCAUGAUUCCUCCUCCCCAUUAUACCCAGCCUGGUUGUGUUUACUAUAUCUGUUUACUCCGAGAUGAACUUCUGCUGCGACAAGGAGACUGUGUAUAUUUAAUGAGAGACAGCCGAAGAACUCCUGAUGGGCAGCCAGUCCGCCAGUCCUACAGAUUGUUGUCUCAUAUCAAUAGGGAAAAACUUGACAUCUUCCGUAUUGAAAAGCUGUGGAAAAAUGAAAGAGGAGAACGAUUUGCAUUUGGUCACCAUUACUUUCGCCCUCAUGAAACGCAUCACUCCCCUUCAAGGAAGUUUUACCACAAUGAACUGUUCAGAGUACCGCUUUAUGAAAUAAUCCCCCUAGAAGCUGUAGUGGGAACCUGUUGUGUGCUUGACCUGUAUACAUAUUGCAAAGGGAGGCCAAAGAAUGUGAAGGAACAAGAUGUGUAUAUUUGUGAUUAUCGAUUGGACAAGUCAGCACAUCUUUUCUACAAGAUCCAUCGUAAUAGGUAUCCUGUAUGUACCAAACCUUAUGCCUUUGAUCACUUUCCAAAAAGGCUAACACCCAAAAGGGACUUCUCGCCUCAUUAUGUGCCAGACAACUAUAAACGAAAUGGAGGAAGGUCUUCUUGGAAGUCUGAUCGCUCAAAGCUUCAGAGUAGAGAAGGAAGUCAAGAGGAGGAUCCUCCUCCUGUUAUUGAGGAUAUGUCAGUUGUCCAACAGCAAUCCAUUAGUGAGAUGCCAAAUUUGGAAGCGCCAGAGGUGGAAAAUAAUAACAGCAUCAACAAUGAGAAUGAAGAUGAGGGCAGUACUAAUAAACAAGUAUGCCCUCUUGAGGAAAGGAGGCAAGACAGACGAGAUCGACUCAACAAAGUCUUGCUAAGACUUCUUGAGAAAAUCCCAGGAAAAAAUGCAAUUGAUGUUACAUACCUGUUGGAAGAAGGUUCAGGAAGAAAGCUACGAACACGUACACUUACACUUGCAGAGAGCAGCUUCAGAAAGUGAAAAAGUGAAAUCAGAGCAUAAAACUCGAGUUCAUCACACCUGUAUGACUGACUGUCAGAAGUGUAGGGCAGAUGAAAUCCCAACCUUGUCUGUAUUGAGUAAAGGUGGGACAGUACAGCAGAAGAAAACUGACAAAAUAUUUUCAAACGGUUAGCACUCAGCUAAGAUGGAGAGCUGUUCUCUCUUGGUCUGAAGUGCUGUAAUGGUGUGUGUAUUUGUAUGUAGGGUGUGCCUUGUAUUGGUGUUAGGUACUGAGAAAUGGUUAUUUGUCCAAGACUGUCACAUUUAAUUUAUUUUUGUUGGCUCUCCCCCACUUAAAAAAUGGGGUACAGACUAUAGCUGAUAUUGAUUCUAUGAGGAAAAUUUUUUAAGACUACAGACUAAUUGUGAUGCAGAUGUACAACGUUUUGCCAUUGACUUACAAAAAGUCAGAAAAUGUACAGAAUGGCAUCAAAAUCUUAAGAAAGGGCUUUAAGGUAGUUGGCCCAGAUUUGCACAACAUAUGUAACAGAAAGGGAGAUGCUUCAACUGCCUUUUGUUCAGAGCACGUUUUCCAUCAGAAUAUGCAGCAAAACAUCCAUUUACAUGCAAAAUAAAAAUAUCAAGGUCAUUUUUAAGGCACACGUCUUAAACCUGGACCCUGGGACACUUUGGAAGGGAGGGAUGAGUGGGUUUGGUUUCUUUUUCUUUUCUUCCUCCAAAUAAUCAUGUUCUUCUAUAUCCUCAAUACGCCAUUGCUGCUGUUUUAAAAUGCUGUGGUUCUUGUGUGUUCCGUGUGCUGUGCAGAAACAUAAUGUACGGAUUCACUACAUAUGAGUCGAGCAGUAUUCAUAAUAAAAAAAUGAGUAUUUGUUGUGGAAAAUAGAUUAUAAAUUGAUAUACACUACUUUUGUGUUCUAACUGUACAGCCUAGAAGUUCCAUCCAUUAAAGUGACAGUGUAUAUUUUUUUCUGUUUGUGACUUACAACAAGCAGUUCCAUGGAAUAACAUUUAGAUGCCCCAGAGCAGCAACUGUCAUUGUAAACUGGACAGAUGAACUGUUUUAAGUUUUAUUUCUUAUACAUUUAUGUCAUGAUACUAGUCAUUGUACAGCUUUGCCUCUCUGGCGCUUACGCUUGCAAUUUGAGGUAGACAGAAAUGCACCAUACAGGGGAAACAAACAUAUUUACUGGGAGUUUUGCUAAAAAGAUGACGCCUAAAAAAUAUGCACUGUCCCUUUCAAACAGCUUUGCUUUUUUAAACGUACAUAUGCAUAUGCAGUCCUGUUUUAGAUGUUCUAAAAAGAAAGGUUUAUAAUAAUGUGCCAAGUUGUAUAUAUAUAUAUAAAUAUAUAUAUUUGCUGCGUGGAUGUAAAGCAAUACUUGCAGUUACAUGUUCCUUUUUAUUGGACCAAUAUCUGUCCUAAUGUAUAUGAUUAUUUUAAUCCGUAGUGGAACAUGUUUCAUUCCAUUAACUUUUAUGUCACAGUUUAAAAAAGGAAAAGGAAAACCCUUUGGAAAAAACAUAUUUUAUUAAAAACAAAGAAAGUUGUUUGGACUAUUUUCUUAUUGUAGAGAAACACUGUACAGUACAAAGAACCCCAGGAGUAUGAAAUACUCUCAGUGCAUUGUAAAAGAAAAAAAUGCAUGUCCAGAAUCAUAUUUAGUUGUCUCUUUUAGGGAAAAUGUUGUCUUUAAAUAGUGUUAAACACUAAAUACUUUUUAAAGAAAAAAUAAAUAAUAAAAGUGACACUAGUUCUGUCAUUUUAUCUUUCUUUUGUUGAAAGACUAAAAACAAACAAAAAUCAUGUUUUUUAGACAAUCAGGUGUUAGGUAAACACAAUUUUUCUUACCAAUGUAGAAAGUAAUGACCUUUUUUAUUUUUUAUUUUUGGUUAUUUUGUAACAAAACAAUGUGUCACAAAAUUGCUGUUUUAAGAAAAGAAGGCACUACAUUACUGCAAAUAGAUAAGAAAUAUUAGUCUGCAUGGGUGUAGGCUGUGUGAUUGUUUGCUGAAAAUAAAGCUGCUAAUAUAUUUCCUUUUUACAAAAGCAUAUCUAAAUAGAUGAUUGUUUUGACGUUAAUCUUUGUAAAUUAUGUAUUACAAAUUUUAACAUUGGAUGUAAUUGCAUAAAAAAGCUUGCAUCUCCACCACGAGGAGGUCUAGUAUUAAAUGGAGAAACUUUUUUUUUUCCUA
Protopterus annectens (West African lungfish) is the source of this 11271-nucleotide messenger RNA. RefSeq names its product ASH1 like histone lysine methyltransferase (gene ASH1L). NCBI's taxonomy places the organism in Eukaryota, Metazoa, Chordata, Ceratodontiformes, Protopteridae. The transcript has 29 exons. Gene Ontology annotation, molecular function: DNA binding; protein binding; chromatin binding. Bases 703 to 9096 code for a protein of 2797 amino acids. The record is from RefSeq and is a predicted model, not a curated record. Gene Ontology annotation, cellular component: nucleus.